Messenger RNA from Meloidogyne enterolobii, 816 nucleotides. Lineage: Eukaryota; Metazoa; Nematoda; Chromadorea; Rhabditida; Meloidogynidae. The record is from the annotation of a GenBank genome assembly.
AUGGCAAUUUUAAAAAUUUCUGAACUUCGUCGAAUAAUAGCUAGACAACCACUUAGUUCUCCAGUACAUUUACCUUUACAGGGAAAGGGAUCUGAACAAAAAGAAGGAAAGAAUAUUAAAAGUGUUGAUCAAAAACGUGGACUUCUUUUAUUUCAGUGUUCAUUUCAUCAGCGUUCAUUACCUUUAUUACAAUUAAAUAAUCCAAUAACAAUACCAAAAGAACAAUUUAAUAACAAUACCAAUAAUAUAAUAAAUCAACAACAACAAUUUAAUAAUAUACCUGAAUACAAAAAAAGUCCGACAAGAAGUCCAAGUAAAAAAAGUUCAAUUCCAUCAUUGGGAAGUUUAAAAAGGAGAACCCCCAAACCUGUCCAACAACAUUAUAUUUAUAAUGUUACUGAGGAUAGAUUAAAUAAUAAUUUAAAUAAUGGUGAUAAUAUAGAAAAGGCAAAACAAUUACAACAACAAUUAGAAAAUGAAAAACAAAUUCAUUACAAUAUGAGAGCAACAACAGCAACAAGUGAUGAGGAAAGUUUAAUGCCAAAACAAUCAUUUGAUACAGCGAAUGCUUGGAGUAGUCCAGAGAGACAAUUAAUUGAAGAAGAACAAAAACAGCAACCACAAAAUAUUUAUAAUUUACAAAUUAGAAAAACUAUAAGUGACAGCAAUGCUUUAUUAUUCAAAUAUGAACAGAAUGGAACAAAUAAUAGAAAACAGAGUGCUCCUGGAACACCUCAAACAACCCAAAGGGAAGAAGAAAAAGAAGAAAUAUUAAAACAGCAAGCCGUUGAAAUACCAAAUGGAGGUAAUUUUUGA